This is a messenger RNA of Anthostomella pinea, 1764 nucleotides long. NCBI's taxonomy places the organism in Eukaryota, Fungi, Ascomycota, Sordariomycetes, Xylariales, Xylariaceae. The record is from the annotation of a GenBank genome assembly.
AUGGAUUUUCGUCAUAUUCCCUACCCGGAUCAGAUGUCCUAUCCCAUCUACAUUGCCAGUCCGGAAAUGGACCUUCCAAUGGAUGGAGUCAUUGAUCCAAGUCUCAAACGUUCGGCUUCGCCAGGCACCCUCCCAGUUCAUUGGAAUCCACCACAGAUGCAGCGUUACCUGACAGACAGCAACAAGUCGUCGUUCUUCGGGUAUCCGAUGGCUGAUCCAGUUCUCCCAGGGACUGUAGCCCCAUUCCCUUCUUCUCUACUUCAGCGGCAACACUCGCCGUCGUACUCGCACCCGUCAUCGACGUGCAGCAGCGCACUCAGCCCGCCAAGGGAGUCCGAUUAUUGCCAGGUCCAUUCGCCGUCGACACCAACGGAUGCCCCAAUGUCUCCAUAUUCCACUCAAUACGACAACUGCAGCACCCAGGUCCAGCUCUACGAGUUCACCGGUCUGGCUGAUGCUUUUGUGAAACCAAUUGAUGUCAACCCUUACCAAGAGACACCACCUAGCUACUACGAGGAGGCCAGGUUCAGGUCCGACCUCUCCACAAGGACCUACAGCAUGUCAAGCGACAGUAGUAACGCGAGUAUCGACCAAUGUAACAGCGCCGAGCAAUAUCAAGUACCGAGACACUUGAGCCCUGAAAGCCUCACACCAGAGGUGAAAGAGGAAAUCUGCAUUCCUGACGCCGACAAGACCUACCAUCCUAUCGAAGCUGAAGAUGAUGCUAUAUCUGGUGAUAUUGAACCAUUCAACCUGAAGAACGAGGAUGACGAUGAGUAUGAGCCAAACAAGAAGCCAAGGCGCGCUGCCACCCGGUCGAAUCACAGUACGAAGAAUCGCAAACGACCCAGCACCCUGCAACCGACCGCGGAGACUAAGAGGAUCAAGCUGGAACCGGACGACUCCAGGACUAUCCAGACGCCGGCCAAGCCAGCAAUCCAAGGGACCAGGGGGCAAUUUCCAUGCUCUGACUGUCCCAAGCUCUUCUUCAAAGACGAGAAUGGCCUCAAGUCGCACAUCAAGAAGCAACACACGCGACCGUUUACUUGUGUCUUUGAGUUCGCGGGCUGUCCUUCUACAUUUGCCAGCAAGAACGAAUGGAAACGGCAUUGCUGUUCCCAGCAUCUCAUCCUCAACUACUGGGUUUGCCAACAAGACCAAUGUGCGAAGGUGUCGAAUAACGCCACGAGCAAGUCGACCGUUUCCGCCCGCAACCGCAACAACUCGUCUCGCUGCCAUCCCAACGCUACAUCGACCCUCCCGAACGGGACGAUCUUUAACCGAAAAGAUUUGUACACACAGCAUCUUCGACGUAUGCAUAUUCCCUCGAGCUUCAAGAAGCAAGUCAAGCAGAAGAAGUCCAUCCCUGGGUGGGACGAGCAGGUGCGCGCCCACCAAGAAGAGGCAUGCAAGACCAGAUGUCAGCUCCCAGGCCACAUGCGAUGUCCGGCUAUCAACUGCAGUAUCCGGUUCGACGGCCCAAAUGCGUGGGACGACCGCAUGGAACACGUCGCAAAGCAUCUGGAGAAGGCUUCCACCGGCGCCGAGCCGCCAUUGAAGUUCGGGGGAGACAAUGACCAUACGCUCAUGAACUGGGCGGCCAGCCCCGAUGUCGCCAUCAUCAGUCAAGACGACAAGGGCAUGUGGGUGCUGCGGAACCCUCUGAAGCCCAACAGCCAACUCCCAAGGAGGGCUCCAGUUCAGGGCAGCGAUGAAGACGAGGAUGACAAUGUCGACGCCGAGGGCGAGGAGAUCGACGAGUAA